UCUUGCUGGAUUUCUGAAAAGUUAGCUCCCUUAAACUAUUCGAAGCCAACGCACCAUAAAGAGACCAAGUAUUGAAAUUUGAAUCUUUUCCCAAAUCAACUGCCAAUUUAAAUUUUUUUCCCUGAAGAAACCCAUACAUUGCACUCCAACCAUAAUCUUCACUGCAUUGCAAAUAUACCGCAUUUCCAAAGAACAGCCUUAUCCUUCCUUCCAAAACCCUCAAAAGAAAUAACCAGCAUUCCUUCCACUGGCGUUGAACAACCCUAGCUUCUCCCAACACACCAAAUAAUUUAUUCCAGAUGCUCCAAGCAAAAUCAUGGUGCAAGAACAAAUGAAUACCGAUUCAGAAUUCAAAUAGAGUGCACAAACAUUUGAAGAUAAGGUCUUCAAAGGUCUCGUGAUUUGCAUCAGAUUAUUAGGAUUUGGUUCUAUUAAGCACGGUAGAGCUAAAUGAAAGCCUUAAUCUUUGGGGGAUCUUUGGCCUUCUAGAUAAAUGAGCAUAGAGGAAAACAAAAAUUAGAACUGGUCAAAACCUCAAAAAAAGAUUUACAAGAAUAAACCCCCAAAUCAUCCAAAGUCCAUGGCCGAGUAUCACUAGCUGAAGAAGAUGACAAUUGUUCAAUAACGACAACAAGGAGGAGAAUUCCAUCAACUUUCUAUCAAUUAGAGAUCUUCUAAAAUGAAAGUUCCAAGAAACCUGAAGCCCGACCAAAUCAACCGCAAAGAAAUAAAUCAUACUAUCCUGCUCUAAGUUCAAUCGAAAGAGAUGAGGGUAAGAUGUGCAUAGAACAUCAUUCCCCAACCAAAAAUCUUUCCAAAAAUGAAUCCGAGAACCUGUCCCCACCAUAAAAUUAAUGUGAGGUGUGAAUAAGGUGUGAAUCUGAGAAAUAGAUCUCAUGGACUCCUUGGAGAACAUCACAAACUGACACCGGUAUCCCACCCAUUCACACCCAACCCAUGACUUCUAAUCACGUUAUGCCAAAAGGAAUGAUCUUCUAAGGGAAAAUGCCAUAACCAUUUAGCUAAUAGAGCUGUUUUUAGACGCAAAAUUACCCAGACCCAGGCUGCCAGCCCUUCCUCCAUUUUAGACCUCCAAACCUCAUCCCACCUUGCCAACUGAUCCUGGAAACCCCCAACACCAUACCAUGAGAAAUCUCUCAUUAUUUUAUCUAUCGUAUAGAAUUUAAAAAAUUGAAAAAAAAAUAUGAAGGGAUACUAGAUAAACAGGCUUGAAUAAGAGUGAUUCUAACCCCAAGGGAAAAGAGUGCCUCAUUCCAACCAUCAGCCUCUUGGCCACUUUUUCCUUUACCAGGUUCCAAAACUCCUUGGAUCUAGGAUCAUCAUCCCCCUCCCCCCCAAAACAAAGGGACCCCUUAGUAAGUGAGAGGACACUCUAAAAUACCACACCGCACCUUAGAAACCAGCUCUUUGACACACUUUAGGGGCACACUAAUAUUUGAUAAACCACUUUUCUCAUAUUUAUUUUAAUCCCCAACACCCUCUAAUGUAUUUAGUUCAUAUAUGUGAAAUUUACAAUUUAGUAGAUAUUAUUUAUUAUACAAAUAAAGAUAAUUUAUACAUAAAUGAUUAAAUAAAUUGUUUUCUUGCAAACAUCUAAAUUUAAUUUUUCAUAUAAUUUCAAAGUCUUUGUAAUAAUAUUUGGUUUCAGUGAAAAAAAAGAAGAAGAUAAAUUUAGAGAAAUAUUUUACUUUGCAUUUGAAUCUCACAUGUGAACUCCAAGAAAAUUUCAUUCUAUAGUUAUAAAUUUGUCAAGUUCCGCUAAAAUUUUGAGAUAUUGAUAAAUUUUGGAUGAUUCCUUGAAAUUUCGAUAGAAAUUUUGUAUGAUGGAAAUUGAUUGCCAUUUUGAUUUUAAGAGUGAUAUAAAGCAAAAAUUGGACUGAAAUUUUGACAAUUUCAGGGAAAUUUAAGUCCAUGGUAGUGACCGUAACAUAGUUACUUGGGUUGCUGAAAUGGAUUGGAGGUCAGGAUCCAAAUUUCUGAAAGUGCAACUUGUUAACCAUUUUCAAAUAAAAAUCAUACGAAAAUAUUGAGAAAUGUCAAAACUAAUAGUAAGAAAAAUUGCAAACCUCUGUUGAAGUUCAAGAUCGAGUUUGAGCUGUGCUUGAACCUUGAAUGGUAGAACCAUAGAACGCAUAGAUGGUGUACAUGAAAUCGCUGCCACUUCGUGAAGCCUGUGAAAGUGAGAGAAGAGGGCUUCUUGCUGCUGUGAAGCCUGUGACCGUAAGAAAAGAGGGAUCUGGCUUCAUGCUGCUGCAGUGGUGGAUAGAGUCAAAUGGCUGUUUGAGCGAAUGAGGAAUCUUACCCCCUCCCCAUGCAGACAAGUCCUUGAAAUUCACUUGUAAUACUGUACAUUACUUGAUUACAGCUUAUAAUUUAUAUAUUUUAAUUUUUUUAUAGACUUAUUUAUUUGAAGAUCUCUACUCCUUUAUUUACUUAAUAGUAUAAUACUAUUUUAAAAACACUAACAAAAUAAUUUUCAUUGAAAGAAAUAAUCUAGUCAUAGUUGUUGGAAUUGUACGAUUUGUGAGUCAAUUUGACUGAUUUGUAUUCAUUCCACACCAAAUUGAUUUGAAUCUUACUAGCAAAUCUAAAAACAACUGAAUCGUUGCUGAAUCUAUUGACUCACCUAGUCAACCUAAUCAAUUCACAUGAUUUUAGAUCUAUGAUUUCCUGACAAACCCAAUAGGUUUUAAACCCUGUUUUAUUUCUUUUUUCAUUUUUACAUGAUUACUUUCUGUUACUUGUGUGCAUCAGUUUUGUUCUAAAAUAGAGGAGAAAAUAGAACUUUAGAUCUUAUAUUACAAAACCAUUUUUCACUCUUGGAGGAGUUUACUGCUCUACCAUUGAGGAGAAGGGGCAAACACAUGUAGGCUAUGGUGGUACUCAUGUUCUAUAGUGUUUCUAAGAUUCAAAAGUUCGUUCUUUUAGUAGUUUAUUCAAUUAUUGUCAUUUUUUUAAAGUUAAUUAUCUGUUUAUUUUUAAUUCGAGAAAGAAUAAGCAUGAAAUAUAUAUAUUUAAUUAUUGGUAAACACCAAAAGUUCAGAUAUUUUUUUCUUGGUUCCUUGCCUUAAACAGCAUAAAGUACAUUUUAAUUAAUAUUUCUUGACUCAUUCGCUUUACAUUUGUGUAGGGAUAGCAUACACAAAUUAUAUGAUUUUUAUUGUUGUCAAAAUGUAAAUGUAUAAACUGUUUUGUUUGUUUUUUUUUUUAUAUCAAUAUGUGCAUGCCAUUUAGAAUUGAUUCUGGGAAUUUGUACUGGAUCUUGCGAUUUGGCUUUAUUAGAUUCUCAAUUCUCAAUUCUCAAAAUUGGAAUUGUGAUCAUGAUUUGAAUCUUGUUUUGAAAACUUUGAAUUUAUUAAUUAAUUGUUGUUGCUCAUUUAUAAUUUAUAUAAUUUAAUUAAGAAUAAUAGCAAUUUUUUUCUAUGCUCUAUAUCAUGGUUUUAAAUAACGGCCGUUACGUAGCGUAACGGCCGAUACGUAACGGAAAUCAGAGGGCCCGAAACCCAUACGGGCCGAUAUCGCGGUUCGGAAAAAAUUCACGGCCGUAACGGCCGUUACGGAGGCGUAACGGCACGUAACGGCCGAUACUCCAACGUUACAUGUCGUAACGUCCGUUACGGACCGUUACAUGGCCGACAGGUAGCAUAUUCGCUGACGGGCAGCAGGCAGCAACGCUGCUUUCCCCCUCUCCCCAGUCCCCACACCCAUCUGCCAUUCAAAGGCUAAAAAGGAAAGUUACAAACUGACCUUGAAAAUUUGUUGGCCUUCGGCAAUAAGAAGGCUUCGAGGCUACCGAGCAGAUCUACUCAGAAUUGCAGACUUGCAGUUCCAGGCUUCCAGUUCCAGCAACUUGGCGAGUCACCGGCGACGGAAAAAGGUCUGCAGCAGCUCCGCCAGUCAUCGCAGUCGGCACCUUCCUCCGCCAGUCGUCGCAGUCGCACCAGCCAGCCUCUCGAUUUCAGCUUCGGAGACUCGGAGCUUGGAGUCAUCGCUGGCUCGCUGCUUUUGCUUCGCUCCUUCGACUGUUCGAGGCUCCUCUGAGUUCCCUCGAAUCCCUCCUCUCUCUCGGUCUGACUCGACUACAGGCCUCAGCAGAUCAUCAAAUUAAGUCUAUCAAUAUGUCACGUGAUAGAGGAAAUGAAAACUUACCUAGUGAAGAUAUUGGAUGGCAUUUUGGUACUGCGGUAGACGGUAAUAGACAUGUUAUUAUGUGUAAAUUAUGUGGGAAGAUAAUCAAAGGGGGCAUUACACGCUUGAAACAACACUUGGCACAUAAAAAGGGUCAAGUAGCUGGAUGCUCAAAUGUGACCACACAAGUAAGAGAACAAAUGAUGAAACAUCUACAACAGUAUGCUGAGAAGAAAAGAGAUAAACAAAAAAGGCAAGAAGAAGCAGAAGCCCAAAUUAGAGGAGAUUUUGAGAAUUUGAGCGAUGAAGAAGACUUGGAAGAAGAAAGUAUGAGAUUUGCUCGACAAGAAAGCAUGCGAUCACAACAACAAUGGGAAGAUAGACAAAGAUUUCGAGCAAGAACAACUGGAAGGGGUAAUAUUUAUGAAGAGGGAGGUGGCUCUGGCAGUGGUGCUACCAGUGGUUUCAAUAGAGCAGGAGCUCGAUCUUAUAGUGGUCAAGAAGCUGGAGGUAGUGGACGACAAUGGAUCAAUCCUGAUGCCCCUGAAGCUAGACUAAAGGCAAUGGAUCCUAUUUUAGAAAGAAGCAAGAGUGCGAAACAACCAAAACUCAACACAAAGUUACUGAAAGGUUUAAGAAGUAAAUUAGGAAAAGCGGUUGGAAAAUUCCUAAUUUAUAAUCGGAUUCCAGCGAAUGUAGCUGACUCUCCAUUUAUGCAGCCUAUGCUUGAUAUUGCUGCAGAGGUUGGAAAGGGGGUGAAGGGUCCAUCACCCUAUGAGAUAUCUGAAAUUUAUUUGGAGCAAGAGUAUCAAGAAAUGAAAAAUUAUAUAGCUUCUUUUGCUGGAAUUUGGAAGGAAAGAGGUGUAACACUUAUGUGUGAUGGUUGGUCAGGACCAACUAGAAAACACAUUAUAAACUUUUUAGUUUAUUGUGAUAGAGGCACCGUGUUUCAUAAAUCAGUUGAUGCCUCUGAUGUGCCAAGCAGAACAGCUGAAUAUUAUUUCAGAUUAAUGGAUGAGGUGGUUGAAGAAAUUGGAGAGGAGAAUGUUGUCCAAGUAGUGACUGAUAAUGAAGCUGCAAUGAAGGCAGGAGGAAAAUUAUUAAUGCAGAAGAGGCCCAAUCUCUAUUGGACAGCAUGUGCAGCUCAUUGCAUAGACCUUAUUCUUGAAGAUAUUGGUAAGAAAAGUAACGUGAAGAAGGUCUUAGAAGAUGCAAGAACAAUAACCUCAUUUAUUUACAACCACACAUGGACAGUGAAUUUCAUGAAGAAAUUCACAAAUAAUAGAGAGUUACUUCGCCCUGCCAUCACUCGAUUUGCCACAAAUUUCAUUGCUUUGGAGACUAUUGUCAGGCAUAAACAAGCACUAAGGGAAAUGUUUACAUCUGAUGCUUGGAAAAACUCAAGGUUUGGAAUGGCAAAAUCAGGCCCAGCAUAUGAUUCAAAGAAAAUUAUCUUAGGCAAAGAGUUUUGGCAAAAGGCCUCUGAUAUAAUUAAAGUGCAAGAACCCUUGGUGAAAGUUCUUAAAUUGGUUGAUGGUGAUGAAAAACCAACCAUGGGCUUCAUAUACGAGGCAAUUGAUAGGGCGAAGUUGGCCAUUCAAAAAGAUUGCCGGUUUUACAAAGACUAUUGGAAAAUUAUUGACAACCGGUGGAGUUUUCAGUUGCACCAAGAUUUGCACGCUGCUGGGUAUUUUUUGAACCCACAAUUUCUUUAUGGUGCCCCACCCUCUCCUGAAGUUGCUAGAGAAGUCAUGGAUGGAGUUAAAAAAGUGAUAACCAAGUUGGUACCCGAUAUAGAUACUCAAAUUCGGGCUAUUAAUCAAUUGUUGCUAUAUCGAGAUAGGCAGGAGACUUUUGGAACCCCGUUGGCUCAAAGGGCAGUGAAACAAACAAAUCCUGCUGAAUGGUGGAUUCAUUAUGGCUUGUGUGCUCCUGAGCUCCAAAGAAUAGCAAUUAGAGUUCUUAGCCAGACCACAUCAGCUUCGAACUGUGAGCGUAAUUGGAGCACCUUUAGCCUCAUCCAUACGAAAACAAGAAAUAGAUUAAAGUAUAUGAGACUACAAAAACUUGUUUUCGUACAUUACAACAUGAGGUUAAAGUUAAGACGUACAAUGAGAAGAAGCCAACGAGAAAUUGAAGAGGGUUUCAAUCCUAUCAAUUUGGACUACAUUUUCGAAGAAGAUGAUCCUUUAAGUCAAUGGUUAGAGGAGAGAGAGACACCACUACUCGAUGGUCAGGACAAUUCAAAUUGGUUAAAUGAAGAGGUUGGUGGUACUACAGAAGGAGGUGAUCAACCACCAAUAAACGCGCAUGAUGAUUCAGGUUCAAGCCCUGAACGUACACAAAGUGAUGACAAUCUUGGUUUGAGCCCACCAAGUGAUGAUGAUGGUAAUAGUGGUGCUGGAGCUGGGGUUGGGGGGGGUGGCAGUGGUGGUGGUGGAGGCGGCGGUGUAGAAUAUAAUUAUGGAUAUGAUACAGGGACAUCAUUUGGAAGGGAUAUAUAUCCUUCUGAUCCUUAUGGACUACAUGACAUACCUGAAAAUUAUGACUUGGGUAUUCCUCCAGGGAACCAAUCUUCACAACCCAGGAGAAGGAGGAGUGCUCGUGGUGACCCUAGCGAUUCUACUGAAGAUUCAUAUGGUGUGGUUCGUAGUUUUGGCGACUUUGGUUUAGAUGGUUCAUCAUCACAAUCAUUUGGAUCUCAUCCAGCAUAUCCACAUUAUGCAUCUCGUGACUCACAUUUUUAUCCCAGUGGAUUAGGAAUCUCAGGAUCUAGUGAGUCUUCUUCUACACACUACCCAGAGCCAGCCCCUGCCCCAACUUAUAGACAUUAUUCAGGAGAAUUUUCAUCACCAGUACAUUUUCAAGAGCAACAACAAAAUGAUGCAAACUUGGGUUCAUUCAACUAUGUAUUUCCACAAGGAUGGGGAGAUAAUUUCCCAUCCCAAUCUCAAGAUACAGAUGCAAAUUAUGAAGACCCUCCACGUCAUUCUUUUUGGUGGUGACAUGUGUUAUAUUAUAAAUUUGUAAUAUUGUAUUCAUGUAUUUUCAAUUAUUUAUUGAUAUUUGAUAUUAAUCACUUUUUAAAUUCAUGUAUGUGUAAUGUGUAUAUUGAGUAUUAAGUCUA
This is a messenger RNA of Malania oleifera, 7276 nucleotides long. RefSeq lists its product as uncharacterized. The record is from RefSeq and is a predicted model, not a curated record. NCBI's taxonomy places the organism in Eukaryota, Viridiplantae, Streptophyta, Magnoliopsida, Santalales, Ximeniaceae. The coding region runs from base 4140 to 7154 and encodes 1004 amino acids. The transcript is spliced from 6 exons. Gene Ontology annotation, molecular function: protein dimerization activity; DNA binding.